GCCAAGGGAGAGCAUAAGUAGCAGGGGGUUCAGCGCAAAACCCAGGACACUGUCUCCCUGAACUAAGGUGUUCUGGAGAAGACAACUGAGCUGAGGGCUCCAAAUUCUGCUGAUCUUCUACAUCUCACAGGGAAAGAGCUGGACCCAAUGAAAUUUAUCUUCUAUUUAAGUCUUCUUGCUGGGACAUCUUUCUUUGCUCACUCAUCUGUGCAGAAAGAAGAUCAUGCUCCCUAUUUGGUAUACCUAAAGUCUCACUUCAACCCCUGUGUGGGUGUCCUCAUCAAAGCCCAAUGGGUACUGGCCCCAGCUCACUGCUACUUACCAAAUCUGAAAGUGAUGCUGGGAAAUUUCAAGAGCAGAGUCAGAGAUGGGACAGAGGAAACAAUUAGCCCUAUCAAGAUUAUCCGCUACUGGAACCACAGCAAUAGCUCCCCACAAGAUGACCUCAUGCUCAUUAAGUUAGCUAAGCCUGCUGCCUUCAACCACAAAGUCCAGACCCUUUCCCUUGCCACCAGCAAUGUCCGACCAGGCACUGUCUGCAUGCUCUCAGGUUUGGACUGGAGCCAAGAAAACAAUGGCAGACACCCUGACUUACGGCAGAACCUAGAGGCCCCUGUGAUGACUGAUAAUGAGUGCCAACAAACCGAACAAGGAAAAAGCCACAGGAACUCCUUAUGUGUGAAAUUUGUGAAAGUAUUCAGCCGAAUUUUUGGGGAGGUGGCUGUAGCUACUGUCAUCUGCAAAAACAAGCUCCAGGGGAUUGAAGUUGGGCACUUCAUGGGAGGAGACGUUGGCAUUUACACGAAUGUUUACAAAUAUGUAUCCUGGAUUGAGAAAACCACUAAAGACGAAUGAGACCCUACAUCGCCGUCUGCAUCCCAUUGGCUCUGUCAGUGACUAUGCAAACUGAUAUCUUCUCUUAACUCAAAAUCUCCAAAUAAAAAUCUUUGGAUGCAGCAUA
Molecule: messenger RNA, 961 nt
Organism: Microcebus murinus (gray mouse lemur)
Lineage: Eukaryota; Metazoa; Chordata; Mammalia; Primates; Cheirogaleidae
Gene: PRSS37
Product: serine protease 37
Biological process (GO): proteolysis; positive regulation of acrosome reaction
Cellular component (GO): acrosomal vesicle
Molecular function (GO): serine-type endopeptidase activity
Source: RefSeq, a predicted model, not a curated record